AUAACAAAUCAUGCGCAAUCCCUACAUCACGCCUCAUAUCCGGUUUCAAAAUUUUUGUUGGGAACUUCCGAGUUAGGAAUUCGGGCUUAAAAAAGCUCAGUAAUUAUGGCCAGGGAGUAUGAUCACUUAUUUAAACUACUCAUAAUAGGAGACAGUGGUGUGGGAAAAAGCAGUCUCCUUUUGAGAUUUUCAGACAACACAUUCUCAGGUACAUAUAUCACCACAAUAGGUGUGGAUUUCAAGAUUCGGACUGUUGACGUCAAUGGUGAAAAAGUGAAACUUCAAAUCUGGGACACAGCAGGGCAAGAACGAUUCAGAACAAUUACCUCUACUUAUUACAGAGGAACACAUGGAGUUAUUGUGGUGUAUGAUGUCACGAGUGGAGAAUCAUUUGCCAAUGUGAAGAGAUGGCUUCAUGAGAUUGAUCAGAACUGUGAUGUUGUUAAUAGAAUUUUAGUUGGCAAUAAAGAUGAUGACUCUGAUAGGAAGGUCGUCCUUACUCAAGAUGCCAACAGGUUUGCGGAUCAAAUGGGAAUUCAACUGUUUGAAACCAGUGCCAAAGAAAACAAGAAUGUAGAAGAAAUGUUUUUAGCCAUCACACGACUAGUUUUAGCUACAAAGAAAGAACAAAUGAAGAAAGCAGCGGAGCAGCCAGCUGAGUCUAUAAAACUAAACAAGAAAUCAACAGGAGGUGGUGGAGGCAAGAAGGGUUGCUGUAAAGUGUGAAUGCAGACCUAGUGUGUGAACAUUUACUGUCAAUACAUGUGAAAUAUGCUGAUUGUGCCAGAAAAAUAGCAAUAAGAAAAUGGGGACUCCAAAUAUCAAUGGUAGAAUAAUUAGAUUUCCAUGUUGUUCAUGUGAACUUGAUUGGAGUAUGUUGUACUUGCGGCGAGGAUACGAUUAUGAGUUUGGCUUUCAACUUCUGAGAAAUUUUAUUCUUCCUAUGACAUAAUUUUUUUUUUAUUGAAGUAUACAGCAUUUUUGUGUCUUGUUGAUUACUGUUGAUUAAGUAUAUUGUUUGUUACUCUCAAAUUUUCCUUCAAAAUAUUCAUAAAUAUAUUGUUAUUUAUUGCAUAUUUCCUGCAGCUUAGUAGUUAAGUAGAGUCGGUAUACAGAACCAUAGGUAACUCUUGAUAUGACUGUGUACCUGUCUGUAGAGUAACAUGCAUUCCUAAUUUUAUAGUAUUUAUUAGAUUCAAACUUCUUUUAUAUAUGUAUAUAUAUAUUUUUUUUUUCAUCGCAAUAAUUAUUUUUCUUUGUUCCCUUUCAAUGAUCCAGGAUUUUUCAAACAUUUGUUAAGUUUUGAUCAGUGUCUUUUAGAGGUUUGAGAGACCCUUUAUCAGGAGAAGUCAACUAAAAUUACACACACAAAAACUACACCUGUUUUAUCUUUCACCUGCGGAGGUACAAAAUUUAAUGUUGUAGCAAAGUUUUAUUACAUUAGAGAUGACUUUAUGUAGGAAAAUAUCAGUUUGAAUUUUAAUAAAAAGUGAGGUAAUAAAAAAGUUCUGACUCCGAAUUUAAGUGUAAAGAUUCACAAUUUCGGAAGAAAACAUGUAAUUGCCAUUACUUUUCUUGCCUCUGAUAAAUACAUGUAUUUAUGUGAUAUAUAAAGCAUCUGCCUUGGGUCAAUAAUCUUCUAUAAUUACAACAGUACCAACAUUAAGCAUAAUAAAUCAUAAAGGAUAAUUAGGGCAGAAUUGAAUGGAGUAGUGAUUUUAAUUGACAGGGUGAAAAAAAACUAUGUUUGACAUGCUUUUGUAAUGUCUUCUAAAGAGAAUCAUGUUUCAAAUUUUCUGUAAUGCACAGAAAGAUGGAACCAUUCCCAUUUAAAGGUAUUUUUAAUCAUAAAUUUUGAUAGGAGAGUGUGUAUUGAAUAUGAUGGGUGGAAAAAAAGAGCCAUGACGAUUACUGUAAAGAAAGACACUAGGCAUUUUUGUAUUAAGGUCAAGAUGAAAUGGCAGAGGUGUGGUAGUCGGCAGAGGUGUGGUAGUCGGCAGAGGUGUGGUAGUCGGCAGGUGUGGUAGUUGGCAGCGUGUGAACUUGUGAGAGAAUACCUACAAAACACCAGUUAAAGUGAAACUUUGUUUAUAUUAUCUGCAGACAGUUCUUAAAAUGCAAAGUGUUUGAAAUUCUAACAUGCCAAUUUUGUUUGUUUAUAUACUUGUGUACAAAACAAAGCAAUGGGAAGACAUUUAGCUAUCAUUCUUUAUUCUCAUUUAAAUACAUGAGCAGAAUCUUGUUGCGUGCUUACCUAGCUGUGAAUGUAGUUGGAUAGCAGUUCAUAAUGCCAAACAUCAUGUGCAAUCAUUUCUUGUAUUAAUUUGAAAGUGCUUCAUUUACGAACAAUAUUUUUAAGAAGUUAACAAUGUCAUGUGGAUACAUGUAUUAAGGUAUAUAUACAGUGUAUUGUGUUUGAUACAGGUUAUUCUAAAUGACUGAUUCUUAUGUUUUGAGGCUGUGACAUUUCAUUUAUAUAAAUCACUAUGAUAAUUCA
Molecule: messenger RNA, 2497 nt
Organism: Ostrea edulis (European flat oyster)
Lineage: Eukaryota; Metazoa; Mollusca; Bivalvia; Ostreida; Ostreidae
Product: ras-related protein Rab-35-like
Exons: 6
Coding region: 106-726 (206 amino acids)
Biological process (GO): endocytic recycling
Cellular component (GO): endosome membrane; plasma membrane
Molecular function (GO): GTPase activity; GTP binding
Source: RefSeq, a predicted model, not a curated record